AUGAUAACCCUGCAGAUACAAUCGAUACCCUGCAAAUACAAUCUUAUCCGGUUAAACUUUGCUGCAGCUUUUCUGAGUUUGAUUGGACCACCGCUGCAAUAUUUUGCCCCAGAGAGACAGUUAACCCUUGGAACUGGUUCAUUUGGCACGUAUGUUUACGUAGGAAUCUUAGAAGAUGGCGACGAAGUGGCUGUAAAAAGGUUAUUGCGUCAAGCUGCCGAUGAGAAUGAAGUUGCUGUUCUCAAACGGAUAGACGCAAAGAAAUCGCCAUAUAUUCUGAGCUAUCGCUAUAUCCUCGAGGACAAAAACUUUAUGUAUUUAAUUUUGGAUCUUUGUGAAGAAACAUUGAAAGAAUACGUACAGUCACACAGUGUUCCCCACCUGCGAGAAGAAGGCCCGAGGAUGAUCAAGGAGAUCUUACUUGGUGUUAAAUUUCUUCAUGACCAAGGAAUCUUGCACAGAGAUCUGAAGCCAUCAAAUAUAUUGGUUGAUCUAAAAGGUCAGAUGAAAUUAGCUGACUUCGGACUCAGCCGUGUUUUGAACGAAGAUGAAACAACAGUUAAAACUUUUGCGAAAGGAACACGAGGCUGGAUGGCUGCCGAAGUUAUAGAAGCAGGUAACGGAGAAAGAAUGGGACGUUAUAAGAAAAAAUCUGAUAUCCAAUCGAUUGGUAUGAUUUCCUUUUUCAUUUUAACUGGCGGUAGACAUCCCUUCGGUGCUACUGUGCAAGAACGUAUGACGAAUAUCUCAAAGGGAAAUCCAGUUGACUUAGACGCACUUGAUGAUUAUGGUGACCCCAAACGGUUUGUGACAUUGUUGAUAAGUCAUGAUAUUGAUAGUCGACCAUAUGCUUGUGAAGCGUUGAAGCAUCCUUUUUUGCAAGGCAUUGGAGGAACUUUAAAUUCCUAA
Messenger RNA from Dendronephthya gigantea, 909 nucleotides. Its product is annotated as serine/threonine-protein kinase/endoribonuclease IRE1-like. The record is from RefSeq and is a predicted model, not a curated record. Bases 1 to 909 code for a protein of 302 amino acids. Gene Ontology annotation, cellular component: IRE1-TRAF2-ASK1 complex. NCBI's taxonomy places the organism in Eukaryota, Metazoa, Cnidaria, Anthozoa, Malacalcyonacea, Nephtheidae. Gene Ontology annotation, molecular function: ATP binding; RNA endonuclease activity; protein serine/threonine kinase activity. The transcript has 2 exons. Gene Ontology annotation, biological process: IRE1-mediated unfolded protein response; protein phosphorylation; intrinsic apoptotic signaling pathway in response to endoplasmic reticulum stress.